Planococcus citri (citrus mealybug) is the source of this 1287-nucleotide messenger RNA. Its product is annotated as 2-aminoethanethiol dioxygenase. Bases 119 to 1138 code for a protein of 339 amino acids. The record is from RefSeq and is a predicted model, not a curated record. The transcript is spliced from 3 exons. Gene Ontology annotation, cellular component: mitochondrion. NCBI's taxonomy places the organism in Eukaryota, Metazoa, Arthropoda, Insecta, Hemiptera, Pseudococcidae. Gene Ontology annotation, molecular function: oxidoreductase activity, acting on single donors with incorporation of molecular oxygen, incorporation of two atoms of oxygen.
CAGUAGGUAGUUCUAACUUUCGAGAGUUGAAACUUGAUUAAAUUUUUCUAGUUACACGAGAGAUUUUCUUUAUCUUUCGAGUUUCGAGUAUGGCUUGAUUAAAUUUUUUCGUUCAAACAUGAAAUUUUUCGGAAUUACUGUCAUUCUUUUGUUUUCAUUGAUGAGUUUCACAUCAAUAUGUGAAGCAAGUACCAAGAUUAAACCUGCCAAACCAGCAAAAACAACAUCUCCGAAAGCUCCAACUUCUCCAAAAGCUCCAAGAACAAGGAAGAGAACGACCACCCUAGAUCCCGAUAGCAUAACAACCACCACUUUGAGUCCUGAAGAAUGGAGGGAGCUGUAUCCAACUGUGAUGAGCAUCGAGAAAGUAGCGGCGCAAGCCUUAGAAACAUUCGCCAAGAAACAGCCGAUGAGUAGUUUUCAAGAAAAUUUCAAAGAAUUAAUCAACUUGGCUAGUCAAUUAACGAUGACGGAUGUGUUCUUGACUAAAGAUUACACAGUUCAAGCUGACCCGGAUAGCGUUACAAAUCCUGUCGGAUACAUGGAGGUAUUCCACGAUAAAUACGUAAUGAUCAAUGUAUUUGUUUUCAAACAGUUUUCAAAAAUGCCGCUACACGAUCAUCCUCUGAUGCACGGUGUUUUAAAAGUACUCUCCGGCAAGGUAAAAUUAACUAGUUAUUCUUUGGAAGAUCCUCAUUUCAUUCAGGAGAGAGAUUACAACAGCAGCUCUUACUCGCCCGCCAAUUAUUAUUAUAUUAACGAUUUCGUUACGAUGUACGAAACACUGGGUACUCCUGCGAUCGCCCACGAUCCUGUAAUUUUAUCCGAAAACGAUCCCGCCGUAUUUUUGACACCUUAUGAGCGAAAUAUCCAUAAAGUUGAAGCUGUCGAUGGUCCAGCUGCAUUCCUUGAUAUAUUAGCACCUCCUUAUUAUACUACUCAAGGAGCUUUGAAGCGUAAAUGCACCUAUUUCCACGUUAUGGAAAAUGCUCGCGGAACACCUUUGCUAUGCGUGAAUUAUUUCCCUGCAGCGUAUUACACUGUUGAUAUUCCUUUUACUGGGCCAAAUCUUAACGAAACCUUACCUGAUAUUAUGGCAACCUAUCACAAGACGAGAAAACCUAGAAUCAAAGAAUAAGGUAGUUUUAGUAUUUUGAUAAUCGUUUGUAAGCCUGUUUUUACCUGAUUAUGUCUUACUUUCUAUUCGUGAAUAUUGUAAAAUAUGUUUUUGUAUAAUUAUGUUCGACUGUGCAGUAAAGCUGUAAAUAUACUGUGUUGAUUAAAAAA